UCUUCACAGCAAGCAUUGCCUCGCCUGGCCGGCGGUGUCGCAGCGAUGGUUGGAAAGAAGGCCACCAAGAAGGGCAAAGUGAAGCCCAAGGCCUCAAAAGCGAAGGCGCAAAAGGCCGGAGAUGGCGAGGCCAAGAAGAGGAAGGCCAAGGCGGGCAAGGUGACAGAGGCUUCCGAGCCGAAAGUUGAGCAGGAAGAGGUCGCUGCGCAGGAGAAAGCAAAACCUCGAAAAACAAAGGCGAACAGGUUCAAAGAGGCCAUGGAAGCCGAGGAGGAGCCAAAGGAAGGUGAGCCCAAAGGAGUUGUGUAUUUAGGUCAUAUACCUGAUGGUUUCUUCGAGCAGCAGAUUAAGAAGUACUUCUCGCAGUUUGGUGAUGUGACCCGCUUCAAAUUGGCGCGCUCACGGAAGACUGGCGGCUCAAAGGGCUAUGCCUUCAUCGAGUUCCGCCAGGAGAGCGUAGCGAAGAUUGUGGCGCAGACCAUGAACAAGUACAUCCUUGGCAACAAGACGCUGGUUUGCACGUUCAAACCUCGCGAGGAGUGUCAUCCGAAGCUCUUUAGUGGCUGGCGUGAGGAGAUUUCGGACCCCAGACCGGCCAAGAGAGCGAAGCAUAUGCUUGGCUUCAACGAUCGGCCCAACGUGGAGGUUGACGGUCAGGCGGUUCCGCAGAUGACCAAGGAGCAGGUAAAACGUAGAGACUUGCAAAAGAAGAAAAUGAAGGCGAAGCUGAAGCAAUUGGAAGUUGAUUAUGACAUCGAUGAGGUUCUUGAAGGCGCUGCAGAUGAUGAAGCAGAAGAGGAGGAGCCGGAAGUGAAACAUACGAAGCUUCCGAAAAAGAAGAAAAGGCGUGCUGCGUCCAGUACUUGACCAGAAGACGUAGCACCUCCUGGCUCUUAAGCCCCUUGUGAUUUGCUUCCGUGCCGAAGCCUCCGAAGCCAUUCCAGAACUGGAUGUGCUUCCAACAGCCCUAAGACUCGGCGACCGUGUCGUACACCGCCAAUGAUUUUUGCUACCCGUUUGGUGUACGAUGCGCUGGUCCAUUUCACCGAGCAUCUCAGAGUGAAGUUGAAAAA
This is a messenger RNA of Cladocopium goreaui, 1073 nucleotides long. The record is from the annotation of a GenBank genome assembly. Lineage: Eukaryota; Dinophyceae; Suessiales; Symbiodiniaceae.